This is a messenger RNA of Tachysurus fulvidraco (yellow catfish), 3925 nucleotides long. It is a transcript of the gene esr2b, whose product is annotated as estrogen receptor 2b. Lineage: Eukaryota; Metazoa; Chordata; Actinopteri; Siluriformes; Bagridae. Gene Ontology annotation, biological process: regulation of DNA-templated transcription; estrogen receptor signaling pathway; cellular response to estradiol stimulus. Gene Ontology annotation, cellular component: nucleus. The transcript is spliced from 10 exons. Bases 384 to 2138 code for a protein of 584 amino acids. The record is from RefSeq and is a predicted model, not a curated record. Gene Ontology annotation, molecular function: zinc ion binding; nuclear estrogen receptor activity; sequence-specific DNA binding.
GUGCGCGAGCUUCGCUGACAAACAGACUAACUGUGUAUGAAAUGAAUGUCGGAAAAUAAAUAGAAUAAAUCUUAUGUUGCAGUGAAAAAUAAUUAGACCGUUUUUAUAAAGCCAUCGAAAAAAAGUCCGGGACGUUAUUAUUGCCCCGACAUUACAGUCUUUAUGUACUUCAGAUUCCCGCCAUUUUCCUUUCCCUCAGCUGCUAGUUUAUGGUCCUGAAACCUGCAGCUUCUCCUUCACAGCUGGAUGAUGGAGAGCGAUGGCAGCGACUCUGAGCUCAGUGAUGCCAUCAGUGCCAUUCUUCAAAAUGAACCUCACGCUGCAAGCUUUGUGAUGGUUUCAGGCUCUUCAGCCAGGUCUUUGUCUGAAUUCCCCGCCCCACGAUGAGCUCCUCGUCUCCACCCAUGCAUGUAGUAAAGGACGUGGACCAGGAGGAGUCGCCUCUCUUUCCUUCCCCCUAUCCCAGGUCUCUAGGGUUGGACAGAGGAACUGUGUGUAUCCCUGCUCCGUACGCAGAUAACGGCCACGGCGAGAUGUACUUUUAUGGUCCGCCUGCGCCCGAGAACCCGACCGUGGCACCGCCUCUCAGUCCGUCGUUCAUCUGGACCUCUCACAACACCCACACCAUGCCAGCUCUGUCCCUGCACUGUCCCCCCGCACUGCCGUACAGCGAGCCACAGAUACACACCACCUGGGUCGACAGCAAGCCACCUAGCACGUGUCGAAACAGCUCUUUCCUGUCUCAAUCAAAGUUGCACGCGAAGCCAUCAGAAGACGGCAACGAAGCUCUGAACUCCUCCAUGUCGUCAGGUGCCAUGACCAAAAGUGACAUGCACUUCUGUGUCGUGUGUCACGACUAUGCGUCAGGCUACCACUACGGUGUCUGGUCUUGUGAGGGCUGCAAGGCUUUUUUCAAGAGGAGCAUUCAAGGACACAACGACUACAUCUGUCCAGCCACCAACCAGUGCACAAUCGACAAGAACCGCCGCAAGAGCUGCCAAGCGUGCCGUCUGCGCAAGUGCUACGAAGUGGGCAUGAUGAAGUGUGGUGCACGACGUGAGAGGUGUGGUUAUCGAAGUUCCCGCCAUCGCCGAACCACCCAGAUAAGCGAUGGCUCUGCCAGGCUCAUGGGGGUCAGAGGUCAUGCCCAAAGACAUACUCGUGCCCCACUCCAUCUCUCACUGUCUCAUCCUGCCCCCAGGGUGCCCGAAGAAAAUGGGUUUUCAGGUCUGUCCCCUGAGCAGCUAGUGCACUUCAUCCUAGAGGCGGAGCCUCCGCAGAUCUAUCUAAAGCAUCAGAUGAAGAAACCGUAUACGGAGAGCACCGUGAUGAUUUCACUCACACAGCUAGCUGACAAAGAGCUUGUCCUCAUGAUCAGCUGGGCCAAGAAGAUUCCAGGUUUUGUGGAGCUAAGCUUGGCCCAUCAGGUUCACCUGUUAGAGUGCUGUUGGUUAGAGGUGCUCAUGCUGGGGCUGAUGUGGAGGUCAAUCGAUCAUCCUGGAAAACUCAUCUUCUCCCCAGACCUCAAACUUAACAGGGAGGAGGGAAGCUGCGUUGAGGGGAUCAUGGAGAUUUUUGACAUGCUCCUGGCUGGGUCCUCCAGGUUCAGAGAUCUAAAGCUGCAGAAGGAGGAGUAUGUUUGCCUCAAAGCACUCAUCCUGCUCAACUCUAGUAUGUAUAUGACCUCGACGGAGAGUGAGAAGGAGCUGGAGAGCAGGGCAAAGUUGCUACGUCUGCUUGACGCCGUGACGGACGCGCUGGUGUGGGCCAUCUCACGAACAGGUUUAUCCAUGCAGCAGCAGUCCGCACGCCUCGCUCACCUACUCAUGCUGCUCUCGCAUAUCCGACAUCUCAGUAACAAAGGCAUGGAGCACCUUUCCAGUAUGAAGCGGAAGAACGUCGUCCUGCUGUAUGACCUGCUGUUGGAGAUGCUCGACGCCAACACUACUCACAGCAGGCGUAGUUCUGGUAGCACGUUCUCCGACCCCGAGACCAGAGAGACUGUGUUGAACAUGCACACUGACCUGGAGGUGGCGAUCCCAGUGUCCUCACGGAACACACCCACACCCACUCAGCUCCACAGUCCCGUCACUCAGCAACUCACACAGGUGACCGAGUCACAGUGCAGCCAGGAGUGAGUGCUUCCCCCCCCCCUCUCAAUCUCUCUCACACACACACACACACACACACACAGUGUCUCCUCCAUGGAUUCAGACGUCCCUCCAGCUCCCAAAAUCUUUCCCCAUUUGCCUUUAAGCUACUGAUUCUGAACCUAGCUAUAUUCGAUGACCCAGAAUGCAGCUCAGUUCCUUUAUACAAUGUGGUGAAUUUUCUUUUCAGUUACUGUAUUUUCCAGACUAUAAGAUAUUGACAGUUUUUAUACCUAACUGUAACAUCUGCAGAGUUUUUGGCCUGCUACUCUAGUGCGUAAAGUGUAGGAGACACUGUGAUGUUUGCUGGUGAAAUAACACCUUAUAAAGAUGACCAGUAUUAACAAAAACAUAAAUAAUAACCAGAAUAUUAAACAAUUGACUAUAUAUACUGCAUAUAUAGUCCCAUAAAUAUUUUUGUAACACUUCUCUCUCCGGAUAAUCAGUUUAUUUACAGGAUUGGAAACAAUUUAUAUUUAUAAUUUGGGUUAAGUGGUUUUUUGUCACACAUGCUUGACAAUAAUUAUUCUUUCCUUGUAUUUAUAGUUAGGAAACAAGACUCCAGUUAUAGUAAAGAGAAUGCUGUGAUUGUCUUAUACUCAGGAAACAAGACAGCGAUGAACUUGGUGCAACUCUAAUAAGACAGCAUCUAAAUUAGACUAUAGCAGUAGUUCACCAGUUUAGAUUAAUUUACCGCAUCUGGUAGUCAGAAUAAUACAGUACAAUUCUACAAUCCAAAUAACUCCAACCUGUGUUUAUUUGCACUACUAAUCCCUUUUAUCCCUCCCUCCGGCUCUGUGGUGCUCUGAAACGAGAGAUGUUUUCUGUUAAAACAAAAAAAAAAAAACUCAAGCAGAUACUGUUCCCAACCUGUGUAAGAGGAAUCAGUAGUGUGUGGCGUGAACUACGGACUGGAUCUGACCUACGACUUCAGUUUGGAAACCCUGGAAGACCCCCAGACUUUACACGGACGUUAUGUCUGAGGUAACACAAACUUUUUCACACAGCUCCAUCAAAUGUGAUUUUUCAGAUGACCAGAUUUAAAAUUAAAAAAAGGGAUUUUUUUUUUGUACAUUUUUAAAGCCAAGGUCCAGAAAACUCAACACCUAAAUCAGCACUGUUUGUGUUGCCAUAUAAUUCACUGUAAAUAUCGCAGAAUUACUUUCUGCUACAAAAAAAAUCGUGAUACGUGUAAAGUUUUCACUUAUUCGCUGUCUGUUAAAUUGUAAGGUUUUUUUUUUGUUGUGCAAAAGCAUUUAAGGCCUGGAUACUCUAUGCUGAUAAGUCUAGAUGAUUGCUAAAUUAGGAAAAAAGUUUCUUAAUUUUUGUAAACACUCUGAUUCAUGCUUGUCUUAAUGUAGUGCUUACAGCUAUGCAAAAUGUUACGUGCCUAUAAACCAAAAUGCGGUUUGGUUUAUUAGAAAUGUCACCUCUAAUUUAUAUAUUACUGAUGCGAAACAAUAUUCACACCAGAGCCUCUUAAAGGUAUAUUUAAAAUACAACUAAUUACUGUGGUUUACAUUUUGCACUGUUUAAUUGCAGGUGACUACAAAAUCGGCGUAUUUGGGUCUUAAAUGUUUAUAUGUGAAUAAUAAUCAUGUGCAUUCAGUUCAUAAUAACAGGAAAAAAACGUAAAUGGUAAAUAACACAAAAAUGACCAGUGUUAAGUUUGUCGAUGCAUAAUUUAUUGUCGUAAAAUCAUGUUAGUCGUCAGUGUCCUACUUCAACAAUCUCGCCAGAUAAAAAUAAAUAAAAAGGACCAGUACUUGAACACA